Molecule: messenger RNA, 2127 nt
Organism: Komagataella phaffii GS115
Lineage: Eukaryota; Fungi; Ascomycota; Pichiomycetes; Pichiales; Pichiaceae
Product: Ubiquitin isopeptidase
Exons: 1
Coding region: 1-2127 (708 amino acids)
Biological process (GO): protein deubiquitination
Molecular function (GO): cysteine-type deubiquitinase activity
Source: RefSeq, a predicted model, not a curated record
AUGACCUGCCAAAGUGUAGAAGAGCUGGAUGCUAUUGUUGAAUCAAAGCUUAGGGAGGUUGAUAAUAAAGUUUCGAACGGAAAUGUUGACUUCAUCAAACAAUAUCUGAUUCAGGCGAUGAACUAUUAUGACAAGUAUAGAUCUGAAAUCAAAAAAAUUGGACCCACAGAAAAGAACCCUAAAUACUAUUGUUUUCAAGAGGCAGCGUAUGUUAACUACAAAGCUUCCCAAGCUUUACUAAGAGAGAGAAUACCCAAGCUGCCUGGCUUUGGAGGAUAUAAAUCUGCGUAUUCAAAAAUCUAUCGUGAACUGAUAGAAAUGGUAGAGGGGCAAGAACAUGAGAUUGCCCAGAUAAAAAGCGGCUUAAGGAAAAACUUUUGUGAUGAUACAUUAGUUCUUCGACUGAGAAGUUUAAAAUCACCAUCUGCUACUCAGCCCAAAAGUUUACCGGAUUCUACACCCACUUCACAAUUUAAACCAAAACCUUCAAAGCCUUUUAGUAUCACAAUCAAUGAGGAAUACAUUUCGGUUGACCAAUUGUCACGCCUUCUUAAAACGAACCCGAAUGACAUACUCCUCAUUGAUCUACGGUCUCGUCAAGAGUACGACGUGUAUCACAUUGAAGAUGGCUCCGGGGUGGACAUGUCAAUAUGUAUAGAACCAAUGAGUAUCAGAAACGGAUACACAGCAGAGGAUCUUUAUCAACUUUCAAUGGCCGUCAAUCCAGAUUAUGAAAGGAGAUUGUUCAAGAAUCGGUCUCAGUAUGAACUGUUGGUAUGUUAUGGUAAUUAUGACAACGAGGCUACUGUUCAAAUGUUCAUGACUAUCAUGAAUAAAGAUACUUCCCUCAAGAGGCGGAGCGUCUAUUUGAAAUCCGGAAUUAAGGGCUGGAAUCAGGAUCUGAGUUUUCAAGAUUCGAAACCGAAUGGGUACUUAACUAGUACGACUGACUACUUCAGUAACACUCCGAAACACACAAUUACGCCCAAAUCAUCAAAAUCAAGUUCAAAACCUACUUUAAAAACUACUGUCAACUCUGGGCCUGCCCACACUGUUGGGAUCAAUAAUCUAGGAAAUACAUGUUACAUGAAUUGCAUACUUCAAUGCCUAUUAGAAAGUGAUAAGUUUGUUUCAUUUUUUUUACAAGGCGAUUAUAAGAAACAUAUCAAUAUUAAUAGCCGAUUAGGCUCGAGAGGUAUAUUGGCUACAGGAUUUCAUUUGUUAGUGCUAUUAAUAUCCAGAUCAUCUGGUAAAACAGUGACUCCUUCUUCAUUUGCCAAAGAUGUUUCAACAGUGAAUAAGAAUUUUAAGUUAGGAGAGCAACAGGAUUGUUUUGAAUUUUUAGAUUUUCUCCUGGAUAGUUUACAUGAAGACCUGAAUGAAUGUGGGAAUGAACCACCAAUCGCAGAACUCACACCUGAAGAGGAAAAGCUUAGGGAAGCUUUACCUAUCAGGAUUGCUUCGACCAUUGAAUGGGAAAGGUAUUUAAAAAACAAUUUUAGCAUAGUAGAAGAUGUGUUUCAAGGGCAGUACUUCUCCAGAUUGGAAUGUACAGUCUGUAAAAGCACUUCAACUACUUAUAACUCAUUCAGUUCACUGUCCUUGCCAAUCCCAUUAGAUCGACAAAAUGUCACACUAGAUGACUGUUUCCAGGCUUUUUGUUCUGUAGAAGAAUUGAACGGAGAUGACAGAUGGCAUUGUCCAAGCUGUAAAAAAAAGCAGGUCGCUUUUAAGAAACUUGGUAUCUCUAGACUACCAAGUGUUCUGAUCGUUCACUUUAAAAGGUUUCAGGUCAAGUGGGAAACAGGUCAUAUAAUCAAGAUAGACAAGUUUAUCAGUUAUCCGUUCAAGCUAUCAAUGGACAAAUAUUGGCCCAAAGCUCAAUCAGAAGAAGAACUAAGAAACUUGGAGAAGCUACCAUCGAGAAAUCAGAAUCCCCCUUUCAAUUAUCGAUUGACAGGGGUGGCUAAUCAUUUUGGGACCAGAACAUCAUCUGGUCACUACACAUCAUAUGUUCAAAAAGGUGGCCAAUGGUAUUACUUUGACGAUAGUGCUGUGACUAGCAAUGUUGAUCGUCAUAAAAUCGUAAAUGGGAACGCCUAUGUUUUAUUUUAUCGACGUAGUUAG